GAACUGUCCCCUGCUGAUAUGAGGAUCGCUGCUGCUGGGGCACAGCAUGCUCAAGAGGCAGAGCCCCGGCGCUCCCGAGCGCAGCAGGGACCCCGCAGCCCAUGGAGCAGCUCUGCCCAUGUCUCACAAUGACUCACGCUCUUUCUUCAACCUCUCCCAGCUGGUGCUCUCUGCUGGCCAAAUCAAACCAUCAGCAGCGCUCAAACAUUCAAAAAUCACCUACUUCGAAGUAGAGAUUGUUGAUGUGCAAAGCAAGAAGCAGAUCUGCAUUGUGGACAAGGUACCUCCAGCAUCUACCGUUCUUGAUGUGAAACACAAAUUUCACAAAGCAUGUCCCCAGUGGUACCCAUCCCGUGUUGGCCUGCAACUGGAAUGCAACGGGCCCUUUUUGAAGGAUUCCAUCAGCAUCCAAAGCCUUGCUGUCUCCUCCAUCAUUACACUGUAUUUCACAGACCUGGGUCAGCAGGUUGGUUGGACCACAUUUUUUCUAACAGAAUACACCGGGCCUCUUCUCAUAUAUCUGCUUUUCUACAUUCGCCUCUCGACUAUUUAUGAUCAAGUGGAAAGCAGGAAGAACUUCCGCCACCCAGUGGUUCACUUGGCCUGCUUCUGUCACUGUUUACACUACAUCAGACAUCUUCUGGAGACAUUAUUUGUUCACAAGUUUUCGGAAGGGCACACUCCUCUGAAAAAUAUGAUAAAGGGCUGUGCCUUUUACUGGGGAUUCACAUCCUGGAUUGCAUACUACAUCAACCACCCACGGUACACGCCGCCAUCAUUUGGCCACAAACAAGUUUCUUACGCUGCUCUUGCUUUUCUGAUGUGUGAAGCUGGAAAUCACUUUAUCAACGUAGCUUUAGCUCACCAAACCAAUUCAGGAAAUAGAACCUGUUUUCCAAGUCCAACCUACAACCCCUUCACGUGGCUCUUCCUGCUGGUAUCCUGUCCCAACUAUACAUAUGAGGCUGGGUCUUGGAUUAGUUUCACGGUGAUGACACAAACUCUGCCAGUUGGCAUCUUUGCUUUCCUGAUGGUCAUCCAGAUGUCUCUGUGGGCCCAGAAGAAACACAAGCUCUAUCUGAAGAGAUUUUAUCCAGAAGUGAGAAGAAAAGCAGCUAUGAUCCCCAUCAUCUUCUGAGAUUGUCACCAGAGUUGGAGCCUAAGUGUACACUUCAAGAGCCAGCUCAGACUGAAUGAGCCAUUUCAUUCAGGAACUAAGUGGAUCACAGGAAAAACUAUUGGAUAUCUUUUUCAGGAAGUUAACAGUUCAAGAUGAAGAGGUUUUAAUUAAAUGCAAAAAUUUAGCUCUUGUAUUCUUGGUUCCUGCUAAAAGAUAUGAUUUAAUUAGAUUUUCUGUAAUGGAGCUAAUUGA
Camarhynchus parvulus is the source of this 1372-nucleotide messenger RNA. RefSeq names its product trans-2,3-enoyl-CoA reductase like (gene TECRL). Gene Ontology annotation, molecular function: oxidoreductase activity, acting on the CH-CH group of donors. NCBI's taxonomy places the organism in Eukaryota, Metazoa, Chordata, Aves, Passeriformes, Thraupidae. The record is from RefSeq and is a predicted model, not a curated record. Bases 47 to 1138 code for a protein of 363 amino acids. The transcript is spliced from 12 exons. Gene Ontology annotation, biological process: very long-chain fatty acid biosynthetic process.